This is a messenger RNA of Brenthis ino (lesser marbled fritillary), 231 nucleotides long. Lineage: Eukaryota; Metazoa; Arthropoda; Insecta; Lepidoptera; Nymphalidae. The record is from the annotation of a GenBank genome assembly.
AUGUUUUUUCACUUCCGUUUCUGCUUCUGGUUCCGCAAAUUUUAUAACAGAACUCUGAACGGAAGCGGGGAGAAAGCGAGCGGUGCAGCAGACGCGACGGCCGGCGGCACGGCGCGGGCGGUUGCGGGGGCCGCGCGUGGACGAAUGACACGAGCGUCGAGCGUCCAGGCGCGCGUGCUGCCGAUAAUUACCGAAUCCCUUCCACGUAUUUUGGGAGGGAGGGGCGCACGG